GAAUAUGAAAAUGAGAUGGUAACAUGUUAAUUAUUCUUUUUGUUUUUUGAAAAAAGAAAUAUUUUUUGGCCGCAAUAAAAAAAUCUUCUCCGAGAAUUCAUACCGAUGUCUCAGGAACCGGAAAACAACAUUUCUCUCUCGUCACCUAAAACUGUAUUCUAGCCCUGCUCCAAAAAAAAAAAAUCACUGUUGUAUACUGGAGGAUGCUGUAAGCCCAUAAGGAGUUCAUUGCAAUUUGCCUAAAGAUUGGCAUUGGGCACUUUUAACACAAUGAAAAGCAUGUAUCGCAGUGGUGUUUUCAAGAAAUCAAAUGGUAGUGCAAAACUAAUAAUAACUACAAUCAUGGGAAUUGUCUUUGGAUAUUUCAUUGGGGUUUCUUUUCCAUCUGUUUCUCUAACCAAGGUUAUCAUACCUUCAAGCAUUUAUUCACCAUUUGAUGUGACAAUGCGUGAAGAUCAAUCUAAAUCUCUUGAACGCAGUUUCCCUGAAAAUCUUGGUUCUGGUAAUACACCUGCAACACCCAAGAUCUAUGUUCCAUCAAAUCCCCGUGGUGCUGAGUCAUUGCCUCCUGGAAUUGUAGUCCCAGAAACUGACUUAUAUCUGAGAAGAUUAUGGGGUGAACCUAGUGAGGAUUUGAAAAAGAAGCCAAAGUACUUGGUAACUUUCACUGUUGGUUGGGGUCAGAGGGAUAAUAUUGACAAAUCAAUAAAAAAGUUUUCUGGGGACUUUCAAAUCUUGCUUUUUCACUAUGAUGGCCUAGUUACAGAGUGGGAUCAAUACGAGUGGUCAAAGCAGGCAAUACAUAUUAGUGUAAAGAAACAAACCAAAUGGUGGUAUGCAAAGAGGUUUUUGCAUCCAGAUAUUGUAGCAGCAUAUGAGUAUAUUUUCAUUUGGGAUGAAGAUCUUGGUGUUGAACACUUCAAUGCCGACAAGUAUAUCCAUUUAGUGAAGAAACACGGUUUGGAUAUUUCCCAACCUGGUCUUGAACCCAAUAAUGGAUUAACUUGGCAAAUGACAAAGAGGAGAGGCGAUAAAGAAGUUCACAAGGAUACAGAAGAGAAACCAGGGUGGUGCAGUGAUCCCCAUUUGCCUCCAUGUGCAGCAUUUGUAGAGAUUAUGGCUCCUGUAUUCUCUCGGGAAGCUUGGAGGUGUGUGUGGCAUAUGAUUCAGAAUGAUUUGGUGCACGGAUGGGGUUUGGAUUUUGCACUUCGACGAUGUGUAAAGCCUGCACACGAGAAAAUCGGGGUAGUCGAUUCACAGUGGAUCAUUCAUCAAGUCGUUCCCUCACUCGGGAGCCAGGGUAAGUCUGAGAAUGGUGAAGCUCCAUGGAAGGGGGUAAGAGAUAGGUGCAGAAGUGAGUGGGCAUUGUUCCAAGAUCGACUUGCAAAUGCAGAUAAAGCUUACUUCAAACAGACUGGAAGGGACUAAAAUCAUCUUGCUGCAUACACAUACACACGGACAUCAUGGGGUUUGUUUCUUGAUCCCUUUUAUUGGCGUUUUUUUUAAUAUGCAUAUUGAAGCCCGGUUUAUGAGUUGAGGUGGCUUUUGUGUGUUUGCCAUAGGGAUCCAUACUUUGUACCUUAGCCCUAGCCUAUAACCACAAAAUGUGAGCUUUUGUGCAUAGUUUUACGAUACCAAGCUUUAGAUUUCGCAGAGUGUUUCGUUUUUGUUUCCGUUUGACAUACGUUCUGUUUUUCUUUCUGCAUGUAACGAUAUAGUUCAUUUUCACCUUUGGUGACCCUUUUGUAUAAUAUUGUACGUCUUGUCUUAUCUUUUAAGUAUUGCUUAUUUGUCGAGCAAUAUCAUAAAUUCAUCGAAUUUGUUGUAAAAUGACCUGCUGAUGUUUUGACUCGGGUUGUAAGUAUUAAGUAAUAGUAUGAUUAAGUAUA
Molecule: messenger RNA, 1889 nt
Organism: Lactuca sativa (garden lettuce)
Lineage: Eukaryota; Viridiplantae; Streptophyta; Magnoliopsida; Asterales; Asteraceae
Source: RefSeq, a predicted model, not a curated record